AAAGCCAUAGACACAUCUAAUAUUUAUCUCAAACCUGCUACGCCGGGGACUCGGAGCUGUCAUCUACUGGAGCUGAUUAUGCAUGCAGCAGCAGCGAAGCCUGAUUGGGCGUAGUAGGACCUAAGGCAAGGGGGAGAGGGAGUGGGGAGAGAGUUGGGCUUGCAGCACCGAAAUGUAAACAGUGGGAAGGCAGACAGAGCACAACGCCGGUGCGCGCCGAGCUGCACACUUCUCGCCCAUUGCCUGCCAGGCUGGAUGAGCAGGGGCAGGCACAGCGGGCAUCUCCUGCCUGUGGAUAUCCAUCGGGGCUAUUGGGAUGUGCUAGCUUUCUCCAGUGCUGCAGCUCCGCCGUGCUCCACACCGGAGCUCGGACGGGGCAAUGGACAUGAACAUGAAGAAGUUCACGGUGCGGCGGUUCUUUUCCGUGUAUCUCCGCAAGAAGUCUCGGUCGAAGAGCUCGAGCCUAAGUAGAUUCGAGGAAGAAGGUAUUGUGAAGGAAAUAGACAUCAGUCACCAUGUGAAGGAAGGUUUUGAAAAAGCAGAUCCUUCUCAAUUUGAGCUGCUGAAAGUAUUAGGACAAGGUUCAUAUGGAAAGGUAUUUCUAGUGAGAAAGAUCAAAGGAUCUGAUGCGGGUCAGCUUUAUGCCAUGAAGGUACUUAAGAAAGCAACUCUGAAAGUUCGGGAUCGGGUACGGUCAAAAAUGGAGAGAGAUAUUUUGGCAGAAGUGAAUCAUCCUUUCAUAGUCAAGCUUCAUUAUGCGUUUCAAACAGAGGGGAAGUUGUAUCUAAUACUAGAUUUCCUGCGGGGAGGGGACCUUUUCACAAGACUCUCCAAAGAGGUGAUGUUUACAGAAGAGGAUGUCAAGUUCUACUUAGCUGAGCUGGCCUUGGCUUUGGACCACCUCCAUGGGCUUGGAAUUAUUUACAGGGAUCUAAAACCAGAAAACAUUCUUCUUGAUGAAGAGGGCCACAUUAAGAUAACAGAUUUUGGUCUGAGUAAAGAAGCCAUCGACCAUGACAAGCGAGCAUAUUCAUUCUGUGGAACAAUAGAGUAUAUGGCCCCGGAGGUGGUCAACCGCAGAGGACACACUCAGAGCGCCGACUGGUGGUCUUUUGGUGUGCUCAUGUUUGAGAUGCUGACAGGAUCAUUACCAUUCCAGGGAAAAGACAGAAAGGAGACGAUGGCUCUUAUUCUCAAAGCCAAGCUGGGAAUGCCACAGUUCUUGAGCAUAGAAGCCCAGAGCCUGCUGCGAGCCCUCUUCAAAAGGAACCCAUCCAACAGAUUAGGUGCUGGAUUCGAUGGAGUAGAAGAAAUUAAACGUCACCCUUUCUUUAUUACUAUAGACUGGAAUAAACUGUACAGAAAAGAAAUCAAGCCACCUUUCAAGCCUGCAGUGGGACGGCCAGAAGACACUUUUCAUUUUGAUCCAGAGUUCACAUCUCGGACCCCCACAGAUUCCCCAGGCGUUCCUCCAAGUGCCAAUGCUCAUCAUCUUUUCAGAGGGUUCAGCUUUGUUGCCUCUAACUUGGUGCAGGAGCCUGCACAGCAAGAUGUGCACAAAGCCACUGUUCAUCCAAUUGUGCAGCAGUUACAUGGAAACAACAUUCACUUCACAGAUGGAUAUGAGAUCAAGGAGGACAUAGGAAUUGGCUCCUAUUCAGUGUGCAAGAGAUGUGUUCAUAAAGCAACAGAAACAGAGUUUGCAGUGAAGAUAAUUGACAAGAGCAAGAGAGACCCCUCUGAAGAAAUAGAGAUUCUCUUGCGAUAUGGACAGCAUCCAAACAUCAUUACUCUUAAAGAUGUCUAUGAUGAUGGGAAAUAUGUGUACCUGGUGAUGGAGCUGAUGCGGGGAGGAGAGCUCCUGGACCGCAUUCUUCAGCAGAAGUGUUUCUCAGAACGAGAGGCCAGCGCUGUGCUGUGCACCAUCACCAGGACUGUGGACUACCUGCACUCCCAGGGUGUGGUGCACCGAGAUUUGAAGCCAAGUAAUAUCCUCUAUAUGGAUGAGUCAGGAAACCCAGACUCCAUCAGGAUCUGUGACUUCGGCUUUGCCAAGCAACUGAGAGCAGAGAACGGGCUGCUCAUGACUCCCUGCUACACCGCCAACUUUGUCGCCCCUGAGGUCCUUAAGCGCCAAGGUUAUGACGCAGCCUGUGACAUCUGGAGCUUGGGGAUCCUGUUGUACACCAUGCUGGCAGGGUUCACUCCUUUUGCAAAUGGGCCGGAUGACACUCCAGAGGAGAUUCUGGCCAGGAUUGGCAGUGGCAAAUACGCACUUACAGGAGGAAACUGGGAUUCAGUAUCGGAUACUGCGAAGGAUAUUGUGUCUAAGAUGCUUCACGUAGACCCUCAUCAGCGUCUCACGGCAGUUCAAGUGUUGAGACAUCCAUGGAUAGUGAACAGGGAGUAUCUGUCUCAAAAUCAACUCAGCAGACAGGAUGUUCACCUGGUGAAGGGCGCCAUGGCAGCCACUUACUUUGCUUUAAACCGAACACCUCAGGCACCAAGGCUGGAGCCUGUAUUGUCCUCCAAUCUGGCUCAGCGGAGGGGCAUGAAAAGACUUACCUCAACCAGAUUGUAGCAGUACCCCCACAAGGCCUCUUUGGAAACCCACAGUUUAUUAUUUGAGAGAUUGGUCUUUACUUGGUUAGCAGAACUUUUUUGGACAACUUGCAGAUGAAAUCACCAGAACUAGCAGAAGUCUAGCAUAAGGCAAAGUCUGCCUUUUCUCCAUCAUUUCUUUUACAUUCCAGCCAGGAUCCCGAGUUUAACAACUUCACAAAGAUGUGCCAAUUUUGCCGGUAGCUCUGUUUCCUUACUGAGAUAAAGCCAAAUAAAGUAGAUAUGCUCCAUCCUUCCCUCCCUAGGAGAGUCCUUAAGAUGUUCUGCAGGAGCAUAGCUUUCAUUUUGUUUCUCAAGGAAAGCACUUUUUGUAAUGAAGAUGCAGUCGGGUUUGGAUGUUCUCAGUGGUUCCCACAAGUGUCACGAUGAAGUGCUCAGCUCAUCGCCUACUGAUCUCCACUUACCCCAGGAGGACUGAAGGCUGCAGAGACACGUGGAUUAUACCUUACUUGAAAUAAGUGCUAUACAGCAUGAAGGAGAGCAAGCUGUCUGUGGUGGAAACACCUUCUGAUUUCAAGAAAUCUUUUGCACUUUGCCCCUGCCCUCUCUGGAACAACGUCAUCAGCACUCAAGGAGGAACGCAUGCCGUGAGCUUGACUUUGGUGGAGGUCUGGUGCUCCGAGAGCAGGAAGUCUCUGAGAAACAUAGUCCUCCAAGGGGACUAUUGGGUCUCAUGGGACUGUGGGGAAGCAUUCAUAUAAAGUAGUGGAGUAGGAGCCUAUGGGUGAGACGCGACAAAGGUGUCUGGUCUCAGCUCACAAGGAAGCCAGCUGCCUCCAGCCACAGGCAAGGCCACUGCCACCACUGCUCCCUGUGGGGAGUGCCUGUUUCUGAAGGGUCCAGCCAACUCUGUUGCAAGCUUUAAUAAUAAUAAAUCAGGAGAAACAGGAGGAUGCUGUGCUUUUAUAUUUAUAUAAAUAUAUUUACAUGUAUAUUUAUAUAUAUAUAAAAAAAAAAAUCUGUACCCUAACACCUGGAUUUUUCAGGUUCAGGGAGAUAAAACUUGGUUGAGAAGGUCUCAGCAAAGCGGACCUUUUUUUCUCAUUCCCUGAGCUAUUUUUUGUAAUUGUUUUUCUUACCCAUCGUGGCAUAUGGUGGUCAUGAGCCACCCAGGAUUCUUCUUUGUAACGCAUUUGUUUUGUUUUCUGAGUGAAUUUUGUCACCUCAGAUGCUUUGUGGGAGCAGCUAAUGUGCUGUAUUGGAUUUUUGUCUAUUCUGAAGGGGGAGGAAAAAAAAAAAGAAAAACGUGAACAUGGAGCUUUGUGUGCUAGAGGUGGCAGUUGUCUGGCUGGGUAGUGGUACACUGUGGUGCCAUCUGAAAUUACCAUGUCAUGGCAUCAGUGUCCAGGGGGACGAGGAGUUGCAUUUGCUAUAGCAAUAUGCUUCCUAAAACUAUCUGAGUUCCAGUGUUAACUGAACUUUGUUUGUUUGCAUUAGUCUAUUUUUAAAUUUAAAUUUAUUCUUAAUUAUUUAAACCAAUAUUUAAUGUCCAAGUUUAUGUGCUGUGCACACAGGAAUGCUGCAAAGCAGCUCUUCUUGAAGGCCUUCUCUUUUCUAGAAUAAACAAUGCUGUGAAACUUCACACAGAUGACAAAUUGGCUUGAAUUGCUGUGUGGGAACAUGCACAGGUGUGGCUAUGUUUAUUUACAAAGCAGCAGAGAAUAAUAUGCUUAAUUCUCUACUCUGGCUAAGCUGUGCUCAAUGUCAGCUUUUUGCUGCUUUUCUUUUCAUUAGAAGUUAAUUAAGUCUCACACAUUUCUGCUGUCAGAGUGCUGAGAGAUGUCCUGGCUGCUGCAGAGAUGCUCUGGCCAAGUCCCUGGAUGUGACUUCUGUCCACAGGAAGGCAAGGUGGCAUGGGGAUGCUGAGGGCAUCUGGAGGGAGAGCUGGAUUUUCUUGUGUCCCAAUUGAUUUAAAUUGUUUCAAUGAAUUGUCUUUUUAAUGUAUCAUCGUAUAUGGGCAGAAAGAGUGCUGUAAAUACUAGGUACAGUUUUUGUCUCCACUAGAAAUUUCCUGGUUAUCUUUCAUUGGUUCAGUUUGGUUUCUCUUCACAGUCCUUGGAAACAGUCUGAUCCCUUCUUGACGUACUUGAUCUUAAUUUUUUGAGCUUUUUUUUUCCAUCUGAAUAUUACUGUAGGCCAAGCUUACAGGAUGCUGCUCUUCCAGGAGUUUAAUAGUUUGAAUCUCUUCCUGGUUGAGCUCUUUCUAGCCCACCAGCCAUCACCCUAUUAACCAUACAAGGUUGGGGCCAUGUACAGAAUGCUACAUGUUGAUGCUCAAUGAUUAUUUUCAUUUAUUAGCCCAUAAAUUACAAAUAAGGGUAUUUGAUUAUCAAGAUUUUGUUGCCAGUGUGUCCAGAUGUAUGUUUGUGUGUGUAUAUGUAAAUACUUCCACAGAAACAUGCAGUCCCAGCUUCUCCAAGUGAGGAUGUCAGCACAGUCAGUGUUUGACGCGAUGCUGAGGAGCUGCGUCUGUGACAUUCUUAGCAAUCUGACACUGAAAUCAGGAGUGGUUGCCCUAGGGGUGGACAGGCACGUGCCUGGUGAGCAGCUGUGCCCAGGGGAAAAGUUGUGUGGGGUCUGCUCCUCCACCCCAGCUGUGCAGCCCCCUACACCCCUCCACAGAUUGCAUACACACAGGCUUGCCACCAGCGAUGCUCUCCUGAGGGUGUUCUGGCCUGUUUCAGUCAGUGAACCCAGUUCAUCCACUUACACAGUCAGUCUGGCUGAUGCAGUCACUUGUACUGAAACACAGCAUAUGUUUAGCUCCUAAAAGCCUAACAAUCUCUUUGAAUUAGCAAAAGAACAUCUUGCAGGUUAUUAGUCCGCACCAUGACCUCGUGCCUUAGGCUGUUACGAAUAACAUAGUUCAAUUUCUGAACCAUCCAAGUGAGCAAAGCAAUGGCAGUCCAAGGCAUGCUCAAGCGCCUCCAUUACACACAAUCCGAGCUGUCCUUCAGCAAGGCAGAGCAGGCUGCCCAGAGGCAGAGGGCAUCUCCUGAGUGCCACAAGGGCUUGUUAUGCUGCUGCUCCACAGCUUCAGCCAGCAUGUGCCAGUGCUGAUGCUAAAACAGGGAGCCAUUCACUUUCUCUUUACCUUAGCUGCUAGUCCCUGAUCCAGGUCACUGCAAGGCAAAGCAAGUGCUUGGCAUCCGGGCAGGAGGUUUGGGAUGGCAAAGAGGCACCAGCUCUGCUGUGAUGUGCACUGGCAUGGGACAGUUGGGCCCUUCACUGAACUGGGUGCAAGCAGUGGGCUUUGUAGACAAGCAUCUUACCCACACCAGGUUAUGCAUGCAGAGGUGGGAGAUAAAUCCUGGCUUUGAGAAGUGUGCCACAAGAUCAUGUAAAAUGCCAGAAACCAGAAGGUGCGUGCUUUCAGAUGAUGUGCCAUGGGGAAAUGGUGCUGACUGGGUGUAUUUUUACCACUGUAGAGAUUAUAAAGAAGAAAUCCUGAGGUUUCUGGUGAAAUCAUCAGUUUUCACAGAGGAAAUCUCUGAUUUUGUAGGGUGAUCCCUGGCAGGAGGAAGGCAGAUGAACAUGGAAGGCAAUGCAGAUUAUUGUAGCAGAAAAGGAGGUAUCUAAGCUUCCACACAAAAAUGAUUUUCAUUCAGGACUGCUGAAGCUGUAUCUAAGGAAGUUUGAACCAAAAUAUGCCAAAGCAAACAAUAAGAAGCAAAAUCCCCUUGGAGAACAUCUGUGGACUGCUCCUUUAAGCAAGAGCCAAGGGAGAUCCAGGUGUCUGCAUCCUAAAAGACACACAGCUGGGCCAGCUUAAAUAUCCUUUAGGUUAAAAUAAAAAGGCUUAAAGUAAUGCUAAUAAGAUGUUUUUGUACAGUUUGUAACAAAGCAAAAUGUGCAAGCCCAUUUCCAUCUGUCCAUUUGAAGCAUGCAUCCAAAACUCAUAGAACUGUGUGCUCCCUGCCAUGGCCCCACCACAGCUGCCGACGGCAGGCACAAGGAAGGUUCUGAAAGUAAAAACUUGAGUAAUGUUACUCAGAAAGUGAAGAUAAUAAAUGUGUACAUAACUGAAAUUCUCAGCAUUUAGGUGAGCAGUGGCUAGAAGCCUGUGCAGAGCAAGAAUGUUACAGAACAAGUAAAGUCCCAUUAGUUCCCAGAGCCAAAUCUUAGCCACAAGCUAUCUGUGAGAUUGGGAAGGCUAGACCUUGCAUUCCUACAUGUACGUGAGUGACAAUGUGUGCAGGACAGACAGCUAACUGAGCAUCUGGCCGUGCACGCAAAUGCUGGCUGGCUCAGGUAAAUGUUCUGCAGCCUGAAGGUCAGAAUGUAAGAGCGGGGCAUUCUGCAUCACCCUGUGCUGUGUUAACCUGGGCAGUACCAGGGGAAUCUGGCAAAACACGGACCAUGAUUUAGCACUUUGUUUACAGGCUCCACGUUCAUGUUUACAAUGAUUUCUGAGGCUCGUGCUUUUUACGUUUCCUGUACGAGAAAGGCAGCUGGUGUACAGAUAUUUAUUAUGUUUACCAGCAUUUCCGAGCAGAUUUUUUUUAUAGUACAUGGUUUUAUGAAGUGUAAUAUUUUUAUAGCAGAUUGACGAUCUUCGGACUUUCUAUAUUGUUACACACGACUGUUUGCAAACAAGCUCUUUGCUCCCCUUUUUCUGUGCACUGUGUCCGGUGUUGCUGCUGCUAUGCUGCUGGCCUCAGCUGCUGCUCCCACGUGUUGUGAAGCCACACGAACAGACUGCAAAAAGCUGGGAGCAGGUGGGAGGGUGGGUGGUGUGCUGGGUCUGGCUGGAGGGCUGGGGGCUGAGCUGAAGCAGGGCGAGGGCUGGCUGCGGGGAGAAGCCUCAGUGCUCACCUGUCUGUACUCUGUCGUUUCGGCUUGGCAUGCCUAUCCUUUCGUUCCUUU
Messenger RNA from Numida meleagris (helmeted guineafowl), 7488 nucleotides. It is a transcript of the gene RPS6KA2, whose product is annotated as ribosomal protein S6 kinase A2. Lineage: Eukaryota; Metazoa; Chordata; Aves; Galliformes; Numididae. Bases 380 to 2581 code for a protein of 733 amino acids. The record is from RefSeq and is a predicted model, not a curated record. The transcript has 21 exons. Gene Ontology annotation, molecular function: ribosomal protein S6 kinase activity; ATP binding; magnesium ion binding. Gene Ontology annotation, biological process: intracellular signal transduction; protein phosphorylation.